CAGUGCAAUCCAGUCCGCGCGUUCAGACGCGUGUGUCAAACGUACCGAAAUAUUAAAAAAUAUAUAUUGUGAAAUUGGAUAAUUAAUUUGUGCUGAAAGCCACAUAUUUAUAUUUUAAAACUAUUUAAUAUAAAAUGGCGUAUUCGUGGGACAAUCGUGUCGCUUUCGUUGUAAAAUAUCUUUACGAUAUAGACAACAAUGGGUAUCUAGAUGCGCACGAUUUCCAUUGUCUGGCGCUCCGGACGUGCGUGCUUGAAGGGAAGGGCGACUGCAGCUCCGCCCGUCUCCAGAAGUACCAGCACGUGAUGCUCAAUCUGUGGGAGGAGAUCGCACAGCUGGCGGACUUCGACAAGGUGCCGGACUAUGACGGCAUCGUAACGGUAGACGAGUUUAAGCAGGCUGUUAUGAACAGCUGCGUGGGUAGGAGGUACGAAGACUUCCCCCAGUCGAUGCGAGCGUUCAUCGAGACUAACUUCAGAAUGAUCGACAUUAACUGUGACGGUGUGCUCGCCCUCGAAGAGUAUAGAUACGACUGCGUGCAGAGGAUGGUCGUGGAGGAUAUCAAGGUUGUCGACGAAGCCUACAGUACACUGUUAAAUGAUGACGACAGGCGGAGGGGCGGCCUGACGCUCUCCAGAUAUCAAGAACUCUUCGCUCAGUUCCUGGGCGACGUUAGCGAUGACUGCGAAGCGAAACACUUGUUUGGACCAUUAGAAUUUUAGGAUCUCUUAUUAAUUUUUAGGUUAAAUUUUAAUCAUGACUGAAAUGUUCUUUCUCAUAAAAUACCUACAUCAUAAUAUUUAUUAGCCUAUUUGUUGUACGAGUACGUUUUUAUUGAAUGUAAAUUUACUAAAUUGUUCAAAGGUAAUUGUAUAAAAUUUUUUUCGUAGCUCAAGAUGAGCGUUUGAAAUUUAGUUUUAAGUAAAGGUCAGCAGCGGCGUCUUGUCAUUUUGGAUUUAAUGGUUCUCAAUUAUUCGACUCAAACGAGCUUUAGUGGCGGAUGAAGAUUUACAAGUUUUUCUUACAAGUGGUGUUAUGAGCUGGGCGUAUUGUGAGGCCGCAAGGGUAGGCACCGUGAGCCUAGCCAGCACCGCCAACUCGUACCCCCGGAAUACGCUGCUGAGUCAGGGUUGCCAGGGUUGCCAGAUCUUUUUUUCAUAUUUUGCCUAUCAGGGGCAAAUGCUUAAAUAGGAAAAAAUACGGGACUUACUUUUUUACCCGGUACAAAUAUAAAACAAAAUUAUAUAGUGACAUUUUUUUUUUUUAUAUUACUUCGAGGAGCAAGUCAGUGUUAACAUAUUUUUAUCGGUUUUAACAUAUUUAUAAAAAUCAAUACAAUUAUAAUUGUACGGUUUGAAUAAGGGACAGAGUCAAUCCCGCCGGGACAUUUUAUACUAAGCCUAAAAUACGGGAUGUCCCGGGAAAUACGGGACGUGUGGCAACUCUUGUCAGAACCGAUGUGGGUCACAGAGUGCGCUCACCCCUCACGCAGCAGCUUACACGUCAUUCUCUGGUCUUCCCUCGUAGCUUCCGAACAGUGAUGGAUUUACGCCUAGGCCCUUGAGACCAGUGCUUAGGACGGCAUGAUUUACACCGUAUAGUGCCUCGCGCGCCUUUCUCAAGGCGUAGUCUCCCGGCAGGAAUUGGCAGAGCAGGAGGAUCCCGGUCUACCUCUUCUCCCUCUUGUUCACUGGAGGCACCGGAGUCCGACGUAACCCGGUCUGUUAAAAAAAGGGCGGCAUGAUUUGAGUGCCGGCAAAAUUUUUUAAAUGCCAAAAUUUUAGAGACGAAAAAACGUAGACUGUCUCCUUUGAAAAUGAGUUCAGAUUAUUUUGUGUAAAAAAAUUAUAAAGUUAUUUUAUAUUUAAUAUAAAAAGUAUUGUAUCAAAAUUAAUAACAUUUAUUUUGACAUUAAGGGUGGCACAAUAAACAUAAUCUAGGGCGGCAUCAAGCCUAAAUCCGUAACUGGUUGCAAGCCGACCUAAGAUGUAUCAUAGUAUUUUUAUUUAUUCAGUAUUCAGACCUAAAACUAUAAUACAAACAUAAAUUACAUCUGUGUUAUAUGUUUGAUUACGUGAUUCUCAAAGAGUCUUGAAAAAGCAUAAAAAAUGUUUGUUUGGUGUCUUAAAAGAAAAUGUUCGCGAAUCUUCGUUUUAAUGAAAAAACUUUUUUUUUUUGCAUGUAUGGGUGCAUACAUUAAGGUGAAAUGCUUAUCGAUGUCCUUAGUAUCAUAAUGUGAACAUGAACACACUUGAGACGUGAAUUAAAUUCUCAAUUAUUGUAAUAGUAUAACAGCUGUCACAUCCUUUAAACCUGAGCGCAGCACCUAUUUCUGCCGCGAUGCAGUAAUGCGUUACGGUUUGAAGGGUGAGGCAGCCGUUGUAACUAUACUGAGACCUUAGAACUCAUAUCUCAAGGUAGGUGUAUUCGGAAUAUUAUAUAGAUAUUUCCUUAGAACAACUGGUCAGCGGGAUUUCAACAUUGGCCCGGUCGCUACGCGAUUCUAUUGGGCGUCUUGUCCUGUAGUUAAGAUAUUUUAUUGUCUUUUCUUUUGUUUCUUAUUUUACACAAAAAAUAAUAUAAUUGUAUAAAAAUCCACAGAAAUUCAUAACGACCAAUAAUACAACUUUUUUUUAUAAUAAAACAUUUGCACAUACAUAUGACUGUACGUAAUUUACAAAAAAAUUGUCAUAAUUGAAUUCUGUAACUAAAUUUUUUUUAAAUCUUCACUGCCCUUUCGUGGUGAAUUGGAUAUAUUUUUGUAAAAAUCUAGUCAUUUUCUUCAUUAUUAUAAUAAUAUACUUAUAGAUUUAUUCUAAAUACUCUAAAUAUUGUAAACAAUAUGUACGCGGAGUGAUUGGAAAAUAAAUAAUUUUGUUACGUGAA
This is a messenger RNA of Bombyx mori (domestic silkworm), 2886 nucleotides long. RefSeq names its product sarcoplasmic calcium-binding protein, alpha chain (gene Scp1). The transcript has 4 exons. Bases 135 to 722 code for a protein of 195 amino acids. The record is from RefSeq and is a predicted model, not a curated record. Lineage: Eukaryota; Metazoa; Arthropoda; Insecta; Lepidoptera; Bombycidae. Gene Ontology annotation, molecular function: calcium ion binding.